This is a messenger RNA of Petromyzon marinus (sea lamprey), 3617 nucleotides long. RefSeq names its product free fatty acid receptor 3-like. Gene Ontology annotation, biological process: cellular response to fatty acid; G protein-coupled receptor signaling pathway. Lineage: Eukaryota; Metazoa; Chordata; Hyperoartia; Petromyzontiformes; Petromyzontidae. Gene Ontology annotation, molecular function: G protein-coupled receptor activity. The record is from RefSeq and is a predicted model, not a curated record. Gene Ontology annotation, cellular component: plasma membrane.
CACGCCGGUGUGUUGGAGAGUAAACCGCGUGUGCCCCCCACUUCGCCAACUUGCUGCGUUUUUAAUCCGCCCGGCGCUUUGCUCGUUGCUGUGCUCGUUGCUGUGAGCGUUGCUCCUCCGCCCUCCGCUGUUGUUGGAGUGCGGCUGCCUCCCAACCACUGCCACCAGUAGCAGCGUCCUUCACGAGCCUCCUCCACCGAGGUCGAUCUCGACACGUGGAGGCGAGUGGCAAGAGACCACGGAACUCCACGUCAUCACAUGGCACAGGAGCCCCAUCUCUGCGCACACACCACGGGCGUCACAGCGCGCAGGGCGGAGCUGAGCCAAGGGCCGUGGACUGCCCUGCUGGGGUGAGGGGGUCCGGGUUGCGAUCCGGCUUAGGGGGCGCGCACACUCGGGGCAGGUUUCAAGGAAUUGGGGUACAGGGAUUGUGGAAACAAUGCUGCCCAAGAUUCGGCUCAUUGCCUGCAGAUGCCCUUUCGCUGCCCGCGGAGAAGGGCAGGACACCCAGACUCCCCCUCCCCUUCCUACCGUGCCCCUCUCUCCCCGCCCAUAUCUUGUGUCAUGGAAAGUGAAUGAUCCCCUCCCUCCAUGAUUUAUUAAUCGCAAAUAUUUUGACGUCUCCACACUGGAACAAGGAGAUCCAGCCACGCACGGCGGGGUCACUGCGAUCCCCCCCCCCCCCUGUUGAAGACUUUUUGUUUUCCUCGGACCCCGCUAAUUAACAUCGUUACCCUCCACCCACUGCUGUGUACCCCCCCUGACCCCCCUGCCCCCCCGUUCAGAGGCAGCUCCUCGAGGUGGUGGCUAGGGGGCACUCAAAGUUGAGGAGUUGUUACAUCUCUCCAUCGCUUCCUUACUUCUGCCAAAUCCUCUGCAGCGUGUCGCACAUUCCGUGCGUGACUCCCAAAAUCUGAUUUUAGUCUCAUCCCACUCAUGGCUUGCAGGGGUGGGGGGGGGGGUAGAGCUGAGGGGUGGGACUCGACUCCAUGACGCCACUUUGACAAAUCGACUAAUUGAGCCAUCACCAGUAUCACCACCAUCGUUGUAAUAGCAUCCGAGCCCCGGCGGGUAACUCAUUGCUGGAGGAAUAUCCACGGCUCGUGGACCCCACGGCUCAGGGGACCCCACAGCUCGGGGGACCCCACCGGGGAUCCCACGGGGGACCCCACGGCUCGGGGACCCCACCGGGGACCCCACCGGGGACCCCACCGGGGACCCCACGGCUCGGGGACCCCACGGCUCCGGGAUCGGAGCUCGGGGUCCCGACGUUUCAGGGCCCCCACGGCACAGGGGUCCUCGAGGAGUUGGUGUGAGCUGGGAUCGGUGACUCGUGGGAGCCGUGAGAGUGCAGGGGGCCAUGUCCCGCGCGGAUCUGAGCGUGGUCCCGGCCUUCUUCUCCAUCUCCAUCCUGGCGCUCGCCGUUCCGCUCAACCUCGCGUCGCUCGGGCUGCUGUGCACACACAGCCGCCGGCGCCGCUCCCCCACGGCGCUCUUCAUGAUCAACCUCGCCACCUCUGAUCUCCUCUUCCUGCUCAGCCUCGCCUUCCUCGUGCCCUACUACCUGAGCGGCCACACCUGGCGCCUGGGCCGCGUCAUGUGCCACGCGGUGACCACGGCGCUCUUCACCACCACCUACACGAGCACGCUGCUGCUCACGGCCAUCGCCGCCGACCGCUACGUGGCCAUCGUCCACCCGUUCCAGGCCAAGGCGUGGCGCAGGGAAGGCUACGCGGGCUUGGCCUGUGCGGCCAUCUGGGUGGCCACCUCCAGUCACCUGGGGGUCCUCAACGUCGUGGACUUCUUGGACGUCGGUGGCGGCGGCCGCAACGACACCAACGGCACGGCGAGGGCAACCUGCUACGAGUCGUUCAGCGACAGGGACUUGCGCUUCGUGUCCUCCUACCGCCUCUACGUGGCGAUCGUCUUCUUCUUCCUGCCGCUGCUCGUCACCGCCUUCUGCUAUGCGAGCGUCAUCAGGAGCCUCUCGAAGCAGGCAGCCGAGCGACGUGGCUCCGCGCAGCGGUCGCGCUCCGUGCGGCUCGUUGCAGCCACCAUGGCGGUCUUCCUGCUCUGCUUCGCGCCCUUCAACGUGAGCCACGUCAUCGGCUUUGCCAGGACCGAGAACAUCUGGUGGCGCCACGUCUCCCUCAUCCUCAACUCCCUCAACUGCUGCCUCGACCCCCUCAUCUACUAUUUCGGCGCGUCCAGGGGAUCCGGAAGCUCGGGCGGUGGUACCAGAAAGGGGGUGAACAAGGGGGUGAACGUCCCCCCCAGGAUUCGUGAGGAGUCCCAGAGCGCCGUGUGAGGAGCAAGGACCCCCGCGGGGUAGGGUGGUGUGGGGAACUCAACGAUGAGGCCAUGCCAGGACCCAAUGGGGUCCGAGUCACCACGACCUCCGCCCUCCCCCCCUCCCUCUACGAGAACGCAUCGGAACCAUGGCUCCUCCGAUCAGCACGGUUGGCUACGUACGGUGCGAAAGAAGUCCAACAUAAUACAUGGCUGGGAGAUAUGAAAACUUCUGCACUGACGAGUAGAGCUGCAGACAGUAGCCCCAAGCCUAAACAUCUAACACGAACGAAAACCCCAAUCUAAAACUUUUAGCCCGAACUACAACAACGCUAACCAUAUUCUUCUGACAUUAACUAGAAUCUCGUUACUAUUAACCUCUAACCCUGAAUUAACCUUACCUUUUAAUACCAUAAUACUAACCCAAAACUAAUGCUGACUCUAAGCCACUAACCCUAAUCUCAAGCUCAACUCUAACUAAUCUUUCCUUAACUCUAACCCCCUAACCCUCUCAUUAUCUCUAUGACAAGUUAUUCAUGAAUUCAUCCGCUAUUCUUGGCUAGCCCAUACACGCAGACUUUGAAUACGUGUAAGGAGGCUCCUGCUGGUGCCAGGGACCUCGAGUGUAGCACUUGAAGUCCAGCUGAUCGUGCAAUGGGCCUAGUUGGCCAGAGGUCAUGGGAUUGGCUGAAAAGUUUGAAAAGGGGCACCCGUGAGGAGGGGGGAGGGGAAAUGAAUGGGUCAGAGAAGGUUUGAGGACAUGGUGGGGAUGGAAGCGGGUUAAAGGGGCAGAGAGGGGGGUCACCGGAGGGCCGUUGGUGUUCGCCCGAGAAGUCUCCGCAAAGCGCGUUGGACUAUUCUACAUCUGGUGGCAGCGGUGGGAUGUCGCCUUCAAUCUGCCAAGCGUCAACAGUUCCAUUGGGAGACAGGGAGAAGGACGGAGCCGUGGUUACGUCGGGCGGCUUGCGACGAGCCACGACAGGAGAUGGGGAGCCAAUCUGUCCUCCGCGGACCAGUGCCGCCGUUGUCGAGAAGUCCGCCACCAGUCCGCCGAAGCAGCUGUGUCAAGCGCUACGCCCGCGAUGGACAAACCGAGGUGCGAGGCUCUGCCUCGAGUGGGAGAGGAACUUGACAGUUACGGAGCUGCUCGCUACGCUGCUGCAGUAGCAGCGGUAGGCAACAGAGCCCGCGCCACCAGCAACACACUGUGAGUUACAGCAGCUGCCACUGGUAGAAAGUGCCAUCGAGGUGGUGGGGCAAUCGACGUUGGCCACCCUGUCACCCGGACGAGCCGACCCCGCCACUGCAGUGCUCUCACCAGCCGGCAA